Messenger RNA from Austrofundulus limnaeus, 1408 nucleotides. RefSeq lists its product as uncharacterized. Lineage: Eukaryota; Metazoa; Chordata; Actinopteri; Cyprinodontiformes; Rivulidae. The record is from RefSeq and is a predicted model, not a curated record.
GCAGAGGGGCGUUACAACCAAAAGAUCUAUGGGACAGAUUUGUAUCCAGGCUGUAGGGUACUUGUCCGCAAUUUCUCAGAAAGAGGAGGCCCAGGAAAACUUCGAUCCUUUUGGGAAGAUCAGGUCUAUGUAGUGACAGAAAGAAAGUACGACGGUGGUCCUGUCUAUGAGGUGAGGCCAGAACAGGGUGGUGGGCGAGCAAAAGUUCUCCACAGAAAUCUGCUACUGCCCUGUGACUUCCUCCCAGUUGAACAAAUCCAGCCUGAGCCACUGAGACCAGCGAAGAGCAAGUUUAAAAGACACGGGAACAAACAACAGGAGCAGCAGCGAGUUGAUCUGCAGAGUGCUUCGGAUGAAGAGGAGGAUUGGAGAGGCAUCCGCGGGCCCACAACAGAAGGAUAUGGGCAGCUGAGUGUCCAGCUGAGAACAGAAGCUGAGGAGUUUAGGCCACUGCCUGCUACCCAGGAACCUGAGGACAACACGGGACAAAUGGAGCAGCAUCAGGACGCGCAGGAGGAAGAUGGAGCAGAGCCGGAGGCUGUCCUUGAGGACAGGCAAGGAGAGGAGCUGGACCACAACAACGCAGAGCCCUCACCUACGGCAACCAGAAAGUAUCCUCCCAGAAACAGACAGCCAGCUAAGACACUUACAUAUGACUCUCUUGGACAGCCUAGUCUUAGCUUUAGACAGUAGUUAAGUUUGGAUUGAAGUUCAAUCAACCAGUUUGUGUUAUUUUCCAGUCUUAAAGCUUGUUGUUGUUUUUUUUUUUCAUAUUGAUUUAUUAGAACCACAAGACAUUCAGGAGUCAGCCUGUUAGUGUUUUAGUAUUGCAUGAUAACAUGUAGAGUUGGUUUUUUUGGGGUUAAUAACCUCUCAGGUGAGAUACACAGUUCCCGUAACCGAACGGUGAAGAGUAGCAGAUAUUCAUAGUGCACGAUGAUAUCAGCUAUGGACACAUUGCACUAAAAUGGGAGASAAAUGCGAUGUUGGACUACUGACUAAACAGGAUUGUGUCUCUGAUGAACACUGACUCCCACCGGCUGUCACUGUUACAUGCUUGCUUUUAACACGGGUUCUAGGUCCUGCAGAAUGUCGGGACGACAUUUAUUUUGGAGGGGAGAGUGUGGAGCACAAGCAAAUGCAGCAGCAGGAAAACAGGACACCCCUCUUAGUAUUCAAUAUUUUAUGUUAUGUAGCAGAGCACAGCACAAAAUGGUAUUUGCAUGUAGCUGCCAGACAGCAACUCAUGUAAUAGAGGCGCAGUAGGGAUUUUGAUCAGGCAGAUAUUAGGGCAACMCACCGCAUUCGGCACUGUCUUUGUUGAUGCCGACAGGGGUCCUUAUGUAUGGAGAGGACUGAAGCGGUGUGGAAAAUGCCACCAGCAGUCGAUUAAUGUGCCUUAUUUACU